AUGCUUCGUUCCUGCGCUGCUUCACGAAAGAUUUCGCCAGAAGAGAUCUGGCAGCAGCCGCAGCAGGAUGUUGAUGAGGAUUCCGCCGACGAGGAAGCUCCACAUGAAUGCGACAACAUUAAACGAUGGAUAUUCCCAGAUGGGCCUGGGGCACAGCCAUAUUCUUCGACAGAUCUUUCCAAGGAGGAGCGUAGUGCUAUCAUCGUGGGGCCAACAACAUCUGGAAAGUCGGAACUACUGCGGGCCUUGCACAAGAUCUAUAGCACAGACCGCAUUCCAGAAUCGCUGGUAGUUGGCCACGGCAAUACAUCCACGACGGCCACCGUCACAGAAUAUCCCCUUUCGGUGUGCUGCGUGUCUUGCAAGACAGUUCGUAAUCGAGAUCUGAAAUGGGAGGCAGGUCCGCCCAACGAGUCGGAGGUGCUGAAAACUUUCAAGGGCGGCCGCAAAGACUCCCGCGAUUACUAUCUGGACAAGUACAUGGCAAAGCCUGUCUACGGAAAGCACAAGUUCCAGGUCAAUUUUUUGGAUUGCCCUGGUGAUAGAGACAGCAAGGGCCGUGAUGAGGAUCACAUGGCCGACAUUGCGGUUAGGCUGGCCCGAAAGGGAAAGUUGGCGGCUGUGAUCUUCGUCAUUGGAAAGGGGAUGCCAUAUGACCUGUCCUUCCAAGGGUCUUUUCUGUACUUUUGGGACUGGUUAAAGAACUACCACAACCACUUCAUUAUCGUGCACACCAAGUGGUCCAUGUUAGAGCCUGGUGCUGAAGCAGAAAGGGCCGCCCGCGAAAGGGAGUUUUCGGAGGUCUUCGGCUUCACCGACGUUGACACGGUAAAGCAAGUUUUCAUUGACUCGAAGUGGGAGGAUGAGGAUCCCAAAGAGCGUGACUGCAUGGCAUUUAACCAGCAGAAGAAAGCACUGGCUAUUAACAGCAUGAACGCGCUGAUCACUGAGAUUGCGCUGGCGUCCAAUAUUGACUGUGCCAUGCUCCCCUUCAGGAAGACGCGGCGGAUGCAUGAAGUGGACAGGCAGCUGAUUGCCGGGGCAGAGGCUGCUUUGGAUGCUGCACAGGCAACUCUUGACACAACAGAUAGAGAUCUUGCCGUACUUAACAAAGAGAUGCGAGAAAUCUCCAGGCGGGUUGCGGAAGGUGAGAGUCACACGGCUCCCUUGAUGUGCAGACUUGAAGCAAUUGACGUCGACACCGAUGUUGAGAUUGCUCGCAAAGAGGCUUGGAUCUUUUUGUGGGGCUGGCGAUGCCUACGAGUAGAGACCAGGGUGCCUAUCAGCAACGUUGUCACGACUGACGGCACGUUCCGUAUCAGUUGGACAGACUGGGACCACAAGGUAUUUUCAGUCCAAGUGACCUGCAGCACUGGCUUGGUGCCAACAUUCUACAUGGGCAGCUUGGUUGUUUAUGGAGCAAGCCGACACGUACAUGCUGCCGAAAUUGAACAGAUCAAGGCUGAACUGGAGCCCAUCCGAGCGAAAAUGAAGGAGGACCAGGAGGAUCUGCGACACAAGCAAGAUGCUGAAAAGUAUGCAAAAGAGGUCCUGGAAGGCCUGAACAAACUCAUUGAAGAGAACACCUUGGUGAGUCGAGUUGCUUCAAUGCAGGAACUGCGACUCGACCAACUGGGAGCUGUACAUGAGUGGUACAAGGCGGCAGUUGGCAAGCAGCUGUCCUCCAGCGAUCUUCGAGAGUAUAUUCAGCUACUGGGCUCCCUGCCGGUGAGACCCGCGACGUCCAGCUUUGCCGGCUGA
This is a messenger RNA of Symbiodinium sp. CCMP2456, 1761 nucleotides long. The record is from the annotation of a GenBank genome assembly. NCBI's taxonomy places the organism in Eukaryota, Dinophyceae, Suessiales, Symbiodiniaceae.